GGAAUCGAGCAAGCCUCGGUCACCGGCGUGACCCGGCGCCAGGCGCCACGUGCAGCUUUUGCUCCUGACAGGCUCAGAUCAUCUCCAAUGGCACAUGUUGCCGAUCCUCAGUGUAAGUUACGGCUUUUCACUCCUCCACCGGGGGCGGUCACUUUACUAGCUCCACCACCGCCUUACCUUACCUUUCCUUUCUCACCUCCUCCCGCUUCCUCUCCCAAUAUUUCCUGGCAAUGGGACCACCUUUCCUGCUUCACCACUCCCAUCCAUUGCAUUUAGUUGCCCAUAAGGUAUUAUCCCUAGUGUAAUUUCUCCCUGGGCCUUCAUCUUCUGUCCCACCUUGCCAGACAGGCACUGGGCCCGUCCUCGGAUUCUUUUUGACGAGGUCGCGCCUCUUCCUGCCACAUCAUUUCACAUUGUACUUUCUUUCCCGAUUUCUCUAAUUCCGCUCAUUUCAAAUGCUUCUGGCACAAUGCAGCCGUCGCUGGGUCGCCGCAUUGGUCAAGGGCGACGGGUCCUGGCUGAGCUGGACCGUAACCGAGAUCUCAAUUCUCCCCGCGGUUUGAAUAAGCGAGCACCCAUUAUAUAUGCACAGGAAAACGAGGAUGCCGUCAUUGAAGGGCUUCGGCUUGGAAUCUACGAUGCCGACGAGGUUAUCGCAUGGACUGACUAUAGAGCACCUACAGCGCCUGCCGGUGAUACACUCAGCUCGGACGACGAGGUGGCUGAGACCGGCGACAUUGAGCUAUUGGAGGAGCUUGAAGAGGGCGACGACGAACUGCUGGGCGGUGCCAUGGCUGAAGAAGAUUUGGGCGAGGACAUGGUCGACGAACACGAGGACGACGAGCACGGUGAUUCCGACGACCACCUACACGGCCCCGUCUUUGAUCCUGCAGCGAUGGGCUUAAAGGAAAUCAACAACCUGGCCCACUUUGGCGUGAGCAGCCAUAAACCCGGAAACGGCGUGGAGGAGCUUCUCAGCGAAGACCUUGAUAAAUACUGGCAAUCAGAUGGCCAACAGCCACAUUUGCUCACCAUCCACUUCCUCCGCCGCGUUGAGAUCCGAGCCAUUCGCUUCUACGUCGACUAUAACCAAGAUGAGUCAUACACGCCCACCCAUAUUGUCUUUUACGCCGGCACCGGGCACCACGAUCUGAUCCAGUUCGCCGAAGUGCCGCUUAGCAACCCCGUCGGAUGGCAGGACGUUCCCAUUGCAGACUGCGGUGGGGGCGCGGACGGGCACUCGCUUUGCUGCUGGAUCGUGCAGAUGCACAUAAAGGAAAACCACCAGAACGGCAAAGAUACGCACAUCCGCGGCAUUAAGAUAUAUGCUUUGGACGAGAGCUCCAUGGGUGCUGCAGGGCGAGAUCCGACCGAGUCCUUCACGGCUAAUCUUAACUCUGGCCGUCGAGUGGCAGCACAGAGCCUAGCGGCAGACGAGGACGAGACGUAUCAAGAGUUGCUGGAUGCACUCGACCACUACCCUGUUUCCCGGCCCCGUAACGGCGACGGUGGUUUCUCCGAUUUUCCCGAUUUCAUGCGCGAUCCUGAGAUUCGAUGAAAGCAUUGCUUCAUAUGUUGGUACAGGCGAACACCGAGCGCUGUGGUUCAAGGGGUAGCGUUUCGGGGCGUGAUCUGCAUUUGUUAGGGCGUUUGCGGAAAGCAAAAAAGGUGGGAGCCGUGGGUGGGCUGGUUUAGAUGGUUUCCAUGAUACCCGAUACCCCCUGUUAUAGAAUGAUGUAAUGAUACUGUAGGUAAUGUGUUGGUAACUGGACUCGGAAGUGGCUACAAGUGGCGGUUGUACAUACAUAGCAACUUACGCUGCUCGGGCGUUGGGCAACACUAAGGGCAGAAGGUUAAUGAGACUCGGAACACAAUGACCUAUUCAUUCUCAGAAUUACCUUUGGACUGGUCAUGGGUGUAAGGCACGCUUGAAGCGAUUUUUUUCGCCAAAGAUAAGGUAUGGGCACAUUUGAGUUGCAACCCCGGGAUUCAAGAGAAAGGCCAGUGUCUCUCCAAGCGAUGCUGAUGGGC
Canariomyces notabilis is the source of this 2031-nucleotide messenger RNA. Its product is annotated as galactose-binding like protein. The transcript has 2 exons. Bases 470 to 1558 code for a protein of 362 amino acids. The record is from RefSeq and is a predicted model, not a curated record. NCBI's taxonomy places the organism in Eukaryota, Fungi, Ascomycota, Sordariomycetes, Sordariales, Chaetomiaceae. Gene Ontology annotation, biological process: protein K11-linked ubiquitination; anaphase-promoting complex-dependent catabolic process. Gene Ontology annotation, cellular component: anaphase-promoting complex.